Sitophilus oryzae (rice weevil) is the source of this 681-nucleotide messenger RNA. RefSeq names its product cuticle protein 16.5-like. The record is from RefSeq and is a predicted model, not a curated record. The coding region runs from base 64 to 618 and encodes 184 amino acids. Lineage: Eukaryota; Metazoa; Arthropoda; Insecta; Coleoptera; Curculionidae. The transcript is spliced from 2 exons.
GUAUCAUCACAAUCCUUUUGUCAGUUUUAAAAACAUCAAUACAUAAAAAUACAAUCAGUCAAAAUGAAAUUCUUGAUCGUAUUAACAGCUGUUCUUGCAAUCACCCUAGCCGAAGAAAAAGCUCAACCAAACCAAAAAUCCAAACGUGGCCUUUUGGGUCUGGGUUAUGGUUACUCAGCUGCUCCAGCUUUGCCUUUAGCUGCUCCAGCAUUACCCCUAUCUGCCCCGGCUCUACCCUUAGCUGCGCCAGCUCCAAUUUUAAGAACAGCAUCCAGUUACUCAGCUCCUGCAUUGGCUUAUUCAGCUUACUCAGCUCCUGCUGUUAGUUAUGCUGCCCCAGCUGUUAGUUAUGCAGCUGCACCAACUCUGAGUUACUCAGCACCUUUAAGCUACGCGGCACCAGCUCUAAGCUAUGCUGCUGCUCCUGCACCUGCUUUAAGUUAUUCAGCGCCUUUAAGUUACUCAGCUCCAGCUCCUCUGAGCUUGCCCAUCGCUGCACCAGCACCAUUCUACGCUAACAGUUACAGUUCGUCGCUUUUGGGCGCAUCUCCUGUAUUAGCUAAGUCUGUGGUGUCUAGCCCGUUGGCUUUGGGUUAUAGUGGUGCGAAAUUGUGGUAGAUUUUAAAGAAAUAUGAGUAUUUUAUUGAAUUGUGAUACAAUAAAGAUUUUGUCUUAAAUGUA